UAGAACUUUAGGACUAGGAGUGGAGUAUUGGACUAUUGGUUGUUGAAACUGUACUUCAAUCACAAAUCAGCAGCUCUCUUCUUCGCCCACCAGCCAGCCAGCCAACUACUACUGCUCUCCUUUCUCCCCCCAUUAGCUUCCUUUCUCAGCAUCUAUGGAAAAUGAGCCAUUCCUCUCUACCCAGCCGCAGCUCCAGCCAAUCCCAGAGCUCUCCUCCUUCGCUUCUCUCCCUGAGCCUCUCUCCACUCCCCUCAUCUUCCAUGAAAUCGAGCCCCACCCGCACCCGCCGCCGCCCCUUCAGACGACGACGUCAUCUUCCGAUUCUUCCCCUCCCGCAACGACCCAUCUCCGGAAAAUCCGAUCACUCCAGCGCUCCAAGACAGCUCCGGCCAUGGUGGUCAUGCGGGACUUGAAACCCACAAAAACCCCUCAGUUGCCCCGACCCAAUUCCGAUUCCACAAGCUCCAUCGUCCGGCGAGCGAUCUUCCUUCUCUCCCUCUACCUCUCCCUCGGGGUCAUAAUCUAUUCGCUUAACCGGGACAAGUUUUCCGGGUCGGAGACCCACCCGGUGGUCGACGCACUCUAUUUCUGCAUCGUCACCAUGUGCACAAUCGGGUACGGCGACAUCGCUCCCUUAACCCCUGGUACGAAGGCCUUCGCCGUUGUGUUUGUCCUGUUUGGUUUCGGGUUCAUUGACAUACUGCUGAGCGGGGUGGUCAAUUACGUCCUUGAUUUGCAAGAGAGGAUGAUCCUGGCCGGGAUUCAGAUGGGGAAAUCGCAGCAUCAGCAUCAGCAUCAUCGUCAUCACCAUCAUCGGGAUAGGUUUUCGGCGAGGAAUUACAUCGUGGAUGUUGAAAAGGGUAGGAUGAGGAUCAGGUUGAAGGUUGGCUUGGCGCUUGGGGUUGUGGUUUGUUGUAUUGGAAUGGGAGCUCUGGUUCUUUGUUCUGUGGAAGGUUUGGAUUGGGUUGAUUCGAUUUACUUGGCAGUAAUGUCUGUUACCACAGUCGGGUAUGGUGAUAGGGCGUUCAAGACGUUGCCUGGGAGGCUGUUUGCAGCUGCUUGGCUUCUGGUGUCGACGCUGGCGGUGGCCAGAGCUUUCCUUUACCUGGCUGAGUUCAGGGUCGAUAAGAGGCACCGGAGGAUUACCAAUUGGGUAUUGCAUAGGGAUAUCACUGUUGAGGAUUUGCUUGCUGCUGACAUGAACAAUACCGGUUUCAUUAGUAAAUCGGAGUACGUGAUAUACAAGCUCAAAGAGAUGGGGAAGAUUGGGGAGAAAGACAUAUUGCAGGUCUGCAACCAAUUCACCAAGCUUGAUCCCAACAACUUGGGGAAGAUCACAUUGCCUGAUCUUUUGGAGAAUCGCUUGUGACAAAUAUACAAUGAAGCCUCUGGUAUGCAUUGCAGGCACUCUGAUUCUUCCCUCUGGUAUUGGUAAGCAGAAAGUACAUACAUACAUAAUGUAGGAGAGGCAAACAAACAGCCUUUUCAGAUCAAUGUAAGAUGGAAUUUAGCAAAGAAAUCUUAUGAACACCUUUGAUAGCUAGAGAAUUUCAUUCUCUCUCUCUCUCUCUCUCUCCCGGGUAGAUUUUAUUGCAUCCAAUUCAUCAUCUCCCUCGAGACAACUGAUAGGAUCAUAAUGUACAGUAGUUCGAGGGGAUCGAUAGUUGUAUGUUCUUAGCUAGAAUCAUAGAACAUUUGUACUCGGGUCAGUCGGGUGUAUUUAUUUGCUACAUG
Messenger RNA from Linum tenue, 1734 nucleotides. Lineage: Eukaryota; Viridiplantae; Streptophyta; Magnoliopsida; Malpighiales; Linaceae. The record is from the annotation of a GenBank genome assembly.